AUGGCGUUGGCGGCUGCAAGCCGAGGCGCGCUGCCUUCCUCGCCGGCGCUGGCGAGGCAUUCGGAAGCAAAGGCUCCAGCAAGCAGCUCGCCAUCCUCCACGCCAAUCCAGGCUGCGCGCGGCUGCCUGGUCUCGCUGCUCCCCGCCUUGGCGCUGCGGCAUGCGCGGAAUGCGCGGAAUGCGCGCGCCAGCCGGGCCAAGAGGCACAGUUGGGCCAAAGGCCGGAACUUGGUGGGGACCAACACCGAGGAGACCUCCAAUGAGCCGCCAAAGGACAAGAGGAUCUCCAUCCUUGGGUCUACCGGCAGCAUCGGCACCCAGACGCUGGACAUCUGCCGGCAGUUCCCGGGGCUCUUCCAGGUCGUCGCCCUGGCGGCAGGGAAGAAUAUCCCGCUGCUGCUGGAGCAAGUGCAGGAGUUUAAGCCGCAGAUGAUCGCUUGCGACGAGUCCAAGCUGGAGGAGCUGAAGGAGGGCGUCAAGAACCUCGGCCUCGACGGCUAUGAGCCAGUACUCUUGAGCGGUUCGGAGGGCCAGAUCGAGGUGGCCAGACAUCCGGACUGUGCCACCGUGGUGACGGGCAUCGUCGGCUGCGCGGGGCUUAUCCCCACCAUCGAGGCUAUCAAGGCAGGGAAGGACAUCGCCCUCGCCAACAAGGAGACCAUCAUCGCAGGUGGGCCGGUCAUCGCCCCGCUCAUCGAGGAGUGUGGGGUGAGUAUGCUGCCAGUGGAUUCCGAGCACUCGGCCAUCUUUCAGUGCAUGCAGGGCAUCCCCAAGGGCGGGGUCAAGAAGAUCAUCCUCACCGGGUCCGGCGGCACCUUCCGUGACAUGUCGGUGGAGGACAUGAAGAAGGAGGACCCGGAGGUGCUCCGAAAGCGGUCCACCACCCAUCCCAACUGGGACAUGGGCGCCAAGAUCACUGUGGACUCGUCCACCAUGAUGAACAAGGGCUUGGAGGUCAUUGAAGCGCAUUGGCUCUACGGAGUGGAGUACGACGACAUCGAGGUGGUGUGCCUCGGCCAAAAGCGAAAUUCCAAAGCGACGAAGUCGGAGUCCGCCGGGACUCUGAAUGGCGACUCUGGACUGGGCUCUCCUCCAAAAUGA
Messenger RNA from Effrenium voratum, 1101 nucleotides. The record is from the annotation of a GenBank genome assembly. NCBI's taxonomy places the organism in Eukaryota, Dinophyceae, Suessiales, Symbiodiniaceae.